Musca domestica (house fly) is the source of this 3739-nucleotide messenger RNA. RefSeq lists its product as uncharacterized. Bases 32 to 3739 code for a protein of 1235 amino acids. Gene Ontology annotation, molecular function: DNA binding; structural molecule activity; nucleotide binding. The transcript has 4 exons. The record is from RefSeq and is a predicted model, not a curated record. Gene Ontology annotation, biological process: DNA replication. NCBI's taxonomy places the organism in Eukaryota, Metazoa, Arthropoda, Insecta, Diptera, Muscidae.
UUACAAGGAAAAAAAUGAAUUUGUGAAACAUAUGAAAAAGCAUUGUAUGUUUUGUGAUGUUUUAUGUGAAAGUGUAAACGAUUUAGAAUUGCACUUAGAGAACCAUCAUGGAGAUGAGCAUGUAAUGAAACAAAAUCGAGAUCAACAACAAGAAAAACUAAAGCAGCAGCAUGAAAAUAAAUCAGCUGUGAAGGUGGAAAAGUUUUGUGGUGAUUGUGAUAAAAUUGUGAAUAAUAUACGAUCACACGUUCGUAGCGAAGAACAUCGAUCCACCGUGAGAAAAAAUCUGGAUUCUGACAUAAAAAUUGUUAAAAGUGCAUUUAACAAAAAUAUACUCAGCUAUGAGAUACAAAACAAUAAAGACAUUUUGUACCCGAUCGAUUUUCUUAAUGCUUCAAAAGAAUUAAUAAUUAAAACCUUGAAAAAUGAGUUAAACGGUAAAACGCUCAUAAAAUUUAAUAUGGAACUCCAAGGACUGUAUGUGAAACCAAACAAUGAAAAAGAUGGACCUUCAACUUCCAAAGAGUUAACUAUUGAAAAUAUAUUUAAUCAUAUUUCAAAAACAACGCUAUUAACCCUGGGAGAUGAUUUGGAAGAGGUCGUUUUCAACCACUGUGUGGAAAUUAUAGCUAAAUCAGAAGAGUUCCAAGAAAGAGGCUCUAAUUGGGCCCUGGAGAAACUUUUAAAACUUGACAUAAAUGUGUUGAGAGCCAACUUAACACGUGGCUCACAUUAUAUUCCAACUCCGAAAUCAUUAAGCAACAAGAAGGGUGCGUGCCUUAACAUCAAAAACUAUGAUGACUUUUGUUUUAAGUGGUGUAUGGUUGUUGCAUUGGGGGAAACUGCAUAUGGAGAUCCGAGUAUAACCUCUUCAUAUAACGUAGACAUACACCAAGAUGUCAUUAUUCUGCAGUCUGGAAUAUCGCUAAAUUUCGAACAAUUAAAUUUCCCAUUGGGUCUUAAAUAUAUAAAAAAAUUUGAAAUGAACAACCCAGAGAUUAGCGUAAAUGUUUUCGGUUAUGAAAACAAGUCGGUCGUUGGUCCAUAUUACUUAACAAAGGAGACGAAAAGCAAUCACAUUAAUUUAAUAUUGCUGCACAACGAAGAAAAUUUCCAUUACAUUUUGGUUAUGGAUAUGUCUUGUCUUAUGCGGUCUCAAUUCACAAGUCAUAAGGAGAAAGGUUACUUUUGUUUUGGAUGCCUGCAAUGUUUCCACGAUGAAAAUAAAUGUAUGACUCACAAAAAGCAGUGUGGAAAAGUAGUCUGUGCCCUGCCGAACAAAAAAGAAGCCGUACUAAAGUUCGUCAAUCACAAGAAAAAGGAUAAGGUGCCUUUCGUUAUUUAUGCUGACUCCGAAAGUGUACUGGAAGACGUGCAGGAAGAUGAGAACAAUGGGGCGAGUAAAAAAACGGAAAAGGUAAAGAAGCAUAUUCCAUGUGCUUUUAGUUAUUUUAUUAAAUGUAGUUUUAAUGAAAAUUUAAAUAAGUUAUUUAUAUAUAGUGGUCCCGACGCAGCAAAUGUUUUUCUGAAAGAACUAAUUCAGGAUUGUAAAUUUUUGUAUGAUAGUUACCUAACCAAAACGAAACCUAUGAAUACUCUAACCCCCGAAGAAGAGACAGCCUUUCUUAGGGAUAUCAAUUGUCGUAUAUGUGGCGACAUUUUAGGUAACGAUAGGGUGAAAGAUCAUUGUCACUUAACGGGGCAAUAUCGAGGUGCGGUACAUAACCAUUGCAAUCUGCAAUAUCAUCUACCUAAAUUUAUUCCAAUAUAUUUCCACAAUUUUUCUUCGUACGACUGUCACCUCUUCUUUAAAGAGUUAGUUGAAUUUGGAGGUGAAAUAAGAGUCAUACCUCAAAACAAAGAAAAAUAUAUUUCAAUGUCUUAUUUCAUUAAUAUGGAUAACGAGUCAACCGACUCUAGUUCUUUAAAAAGUACAGUUGUUGUAGGAGAAGAAGAAGAUUCGAGUGAGGAAGAUGAUGAGGAAUUCCAGCAAGAAGAGGAAAGUGAGGGCAAAAAAGAGAAGAAAAAGAAAAUGAAUAGAUUAGAGCAUCGUUUCUUAGAUAGUUUUCGAUUUAUGCCUACUAGUUUGGAUAAAUUAGCAAGGAAUUUAUCUCGAGAUUCUUUUGUUGCUGUCAGAUCUCAUUUUCCUGAUGAUGAAUCAUUUGAACUUAUGACUAGGAAAGGAGUAUUUCCCUACGAAUAUAUGUCAUCAUUUGAAAAAUUGAAGGAGAAACAACUUCCCCCUAUAGACCAAUUUUAUAAUAAGUUGACCGAUACUGAAUGCUCGUCAGACGAUUAUAGGCAUGCAACAAAUGUUUGGUCACAUUUUCGAUGUCAAACUAUGCAAGACUACAUGGAUUUGUACUUAAAAGCUGAUGUCUUGCUUUUAGCAGACGUAUUUGAAAAUUUCAGGAGCUUAUGUAUGCGAAUUCACGAACUGGACCCUUGUCAAUAUCUCACAGCACCAUCUCUAUCUUGGGAUGCAAUGCUACUAUGUACUAAAGUCGAACUUGAGCUACUCAGAGAUAUAGACAUGUACAAUUUCUGCAAAAAUGGUAUUCGGGGAGGGCUUACCCAGUGCUCAAACAGACACUCGGUAGCAAAUAAUGAAGAUGCUCCCAAUUAUAAUAGUGCCAAACCAGAGGUAAAUAUCUAUUAUUUGGAUGUAAAUAAUUUAUAUGGUACAGUUAUGACUGAGUGUCUCCCUGAAAAAGAUUUUAGAUGGGUGGAGGGUUAUGAAAUGGAGAAAUUCAAUGAUCCAGCUGUAAUAUUAUCUAUUCCUGACAACGCUCCUACUGGUUUUAUUUUAGAGGUUGAUAUUGAAUAUCCACCGCACCUUCACGACAAACAUAACGAUUUACCUUUUUUGGCGGAGAAAAAGUGUGUUGAAGGCUCAAAAACUGAAAAACUGAUUGCAGAUUUUACUGACAAAACAUCAUACACCAUACACUACAAAUUACUUAAGCAAUCUCUGAAACAUGGACUAAUUCUUAAGAAAGUCCAUAGAGUUUUGGCUUUCACACAAAGCGCUUGGUUAGCUCCUUACAUACUGAAGAAUAAUGAACAUAGGGAAAAGGCUGAAAAUGCCUUUGAAAAAGAUUUUUUUAAAUUAUUGAAUAACUCUUCAUUCGGUAAGACAAUGGAGAAUAUCGACAAAAGAAAAACUGUGAAAAUUGUGACAAUGUGGGUAGAUGAGGCAAACCAAAGAAGAAGGAAUGUUGCUAGUAAAUUAAUCUCGAAGCCAAAUUUUCACAGCCUUUCGAUAUUCUCCGAAAAUAUGGUUGCUAUUCAAAUUAGGAAUGUCAGAGUAAAAUAUGAUAGACCAUUGUACUUAGGGUUCUGCAUAUUAGAUUUAUCAAAGUGGCGUCCCGCUAAAAAGUAUAAAAUGAUUGUUUACAACACGAAGCGAUUUAUUAGAAAGAAACACGUUCAAGGAGGAGGACUGGUAAAUAAGUUGAUUAACUCUUUACCCGUUGAACUUCAUUUACCAGGAUAUCAAUUUUGUGGACCUGGAACAAAGCUAGAAAAACGUAUUCAAAGAGGAGAUCAAGGUAUUAAUCCAUUAGAUGCAGCGUGUAGAGCACACGAUAUUGCCUAUUCACAAAAUAAAGAUAUUGAACAACGUCACAUUGCUGAUCGUGAACUAACUGAACGGGCUUGGGAGCGAGCAGAGAAAGUUGUUGUGGUGCCUGGCGACUGCUCCUUUCAAAGGCGCCAUUACAAACUCAUUCUGGCGUAA